Messenger RNA from Lytechinus variegatus (green sea urchin), 1332 nucleotides. Its product is annotated as parkin coregulated gene protein homolog. The transcript is spliced from 3 exons. Lineage: Eukaryota; Metazoa; Echinodermata; Echinoidea; Temnopleuroida; Toxopneustidae. Bases 273 to 1121 code for a protein of 282 amino acids. Gene Ontology annotation, cellular component: cytosol; vesicle; neuron projection. Gene Ontology annotation, molecular function: Hsp90 protein binding; Hsp70 protein binding. The record is from RefSeq and is a predicted model, not a curated record.
AUGAGAUUAGUAUAUUAAUACAGCUAUUGCCUUUCAGCAUACACCAUACAAAUGAAGAAGUACUCUACGAUACACAAAUAGUGUGUAUCCCUCAGCAACCAUACACUGGAGAACGGCAGUUCCUCCGCCGCAGCUGUGAGCUGUGAUUGGAUUUAGCAAGGCCAUCUUGAAAAGUGAUUGAAACUCGUAUUUUCUGGUGGAUUUAAGUAUUUCGUCUUUGCAUUUAACAAGCUUUGAUCUCAGUAUAAUAUAAUUAAAUUCAAAAUUACAGUAUGUCGACUCAUACCACACGCUUAUUGAACGGUACUACCUCAGAAGUACAUACGCAUCCUUGGAAAGCUCAUUCAUCGUCAUCAUCAUGUUCACAGACGACUCGUCAAAAUGGCGCGAAAAAUGUUGGUGCUAUGCAUUCUAUUGGAGGAAUAAAGGGAAAGACUGUCCAAGCACCAGCGUUCUCGCCUCUUUCCAGGAGGGAUAAUGCUGUCGUCGUACCUCCACCGAAAGCUGGUGCGUUUCAGGAAAAGAUUCCCCCUCCUUCUGAUUUCAGUAAAUUCUACGAUAGAGGUGACUUUCCAAUCAUGGUUGAACAUGAUACAAGUCAUAAUAAAAUAGCAUGGAAGGUUGAGAUUGAGAAGCUAGACUUUCACCAUUACCUUCCUUUAUUCUUCGAUGGUUUAUCAGAAACACGUCAUCCAUAUAGCUUCUUCGCUCGUCAAGGAGUACAUGAUAUGUUAACACAUGGCGGUCAUAAGGUACCACCAGUCAUCCCACAGCUCAUCCUACCUAUUAAAACAGCUCUUCAGACGCGGAAUGCUGAUGUAAUCUGUGCUACGAUGCGUUUACUUCAAACCCUUGUAACAUGUUAUAUGAACGGUGGUAAGCAGACAUUGAUUGGUGAAGCAUUGGUACCUUAUUAUCGACAGAUAUUACCCAUUAUGAACAUUUUUAAAAAUAAAAAUAAGAAUAUUGGUGAUGGUAUUGAGUAUGACCAAUGGAAAGGUCAGAAUGUAGGUGACCUAGUCAAUGAAACACUUCAGGUAUUAGAACGUUAUGGAGGACCUGAUGCAUUUAUUAAUAUCAAGUAUAUGGUGCCAACAUAUGAAUCUUGUAUUAUGAAUUAAGAAAUACAUUUGUCAAUAAUAUGAUAUUGAUGUACGGUGCACAUGUGGUUGAUUUAACGAUGCAAUCUUUCACGUUAGACAUGCUAAAGAUCUAUAGUCAAGCCAACAUGAGGUUAUGUGAGGUUCAUCUCUUUAAGUGGAAAAAAAAAGAAGGGGAGAUCGGGGACAAUCGUAACAAAAUUUACUAAAUUUGAAUUAUCAAAUGACAGCU